Molecule: messenger RNA, 1937 nt
Organism: Ornithodoros turicata
Lineage: Eukaryota; Metazoa; Arthropoda; Arachnida; Ixodida; Argasidae
Exons: 1
Coding region: 195-1517 (440 amino acids)
Cellular component (GO): cytoplasm
Molecular function (GO): glycosyltransferase activity
Source: RefSeq, a predicted model, not a curated record
GAGAGUAUGAAGAAUGGCUAGAGUGCGAAAAAAAAAAGGAUGCUAGCAACGAACAAAGUGCUCCAUUUCCACUGUGAGCUGUUUAAUAUAGGGGAUAUAGUAUGCUUCAGCUAGGAGAGUUAACGCGCUUAUAAGCUUCACCACUGGGUAGGUCAGUCACACAGGCAAAGCACGAUUUACAGGGAGAAUGUGUGAUGGCGUUGCGCAAACGACCUCUUCGCCGGCGCUCGGUGUACGCUGUCGUCGUGGCCCUUUCGCUAUGUGGUCUCAUGGUUCUCCUGCAAAUUCUGUAUGUAGACGAGGAUCAAGCGGACGACGCUGCCCUGGAGCGCUUCUUGGCCGUCACAAGGACACCCGCAGAUAACAGGACGUUGAGCCAACUGCUGAAGGACUCUGUUCACGAUCGUUGGCAGCCUGUACGCCACACGACCGACAAGUUUUACGUGUUCUCAGCGUUUCUUGACCAACGUCGAACACAGGCAAUAGUGCGCGUCAUUGGCGCCGCACGGACCAGGCUGACGGACCGUGUUUCGUGUUCCUUCUACGUGCGGGGCACCCUGUCGGCUGCAGUCCGGGCCUCCAAUAAACUCAUUCGCGAGAACUGGAACCUCAGGUAUAGCGCAUUUUUCCUCUUGUGUCCUGUACCAGCAGGACCGUGGCCAGAUACUGUAGCGGUGGUGCGCAUCAACGACAGGAAUCUACCGGGCAAUAUGCUCCAGGUACACAAGCUGCAACCUAGCACUCCCAAGGAAGACAUAGCCGUAUGUGUGAAACCCAUUCAUUAUGACUAUGACAAACUGCUUCAAUUGGCCGAGUUCGUAGAAUUGAACCGAGUACUGGGCGUGUCGCACUUUAUUCUGUACAACCACACGGCAGGACCGCACGUAUCAUGCUUGCUACAGCGCUACCAGAGCCAGGGCAUCGUGACCCUCCUACCGUGGCAACUGCCCAUGGUUUCGCAGAGAGAAAUCCGUACCGAGGGCCUGUUCGCGGCGCUCAAUGACUGCCUUUAUCGAGGAAUGUCUCGCUUCCGUUGGCUUGCAAUGAUAGACUUGGAUGAAUUCAUUGUGCCCGCGGGCAACAUCUCGCUACCCGUCCUGCUUCGGAGACUCGGUGAGAGCGCAGGGGCAUUUUCCUUUCGAAACGGGUUCUUCUAUUUGCAGUGGGGGGACGACCCUGUGGCGGAUGUCCCUUUACUGACGAUGCGCAAGACGAGACGGAAAGCGCAACUACAUGCACAUCGACAACGGUCAAAGUGUGUAGUCUCCCCCGAGCGAGUGGUAGAGAUGGGAAACCAUUUUGUAUGGGAGUUUCUCACAGCGGACAAGGUAACCGUCAAUGUGGCGGCCGAACUGGCAUUUCUUCACCAUUACAGAGUGUGUGAGUUUGGCGGUGAUGACUGCAUCAAUACUACGUCGGUUGUGGACAGGAGCCUCUACUUCUGGAAAGACAAACUGGCCCCAGCUGUGGAACACUCGGUCAAAUCCUGCACUCAUCAAGACUCCUUUCAUCUAUGAUUCAAGAUCCUAUAAUCUUGGAAGUCAUGUGCGAAUGAAUGGGUGUACAGCUUGGGACGAAAGUUUACGGAACACUAGGUGUCAGUCGCCCGUUUCUUAUUCGACCCCUUCCUUAUAUAGCUAUAGCAGGUGCCUCUCCGCUGACGAUACACGCCAGUAACCUUUUGUCCCAAGCUGUACAACUAGGGGAACCAUGUGAAGCAACAGAGACGGGCGGACAACCGGUUUAUUGUAUCCGAGCCAGUUUUGUGCGAGUUGGAGAAUUAUUGAAAGGAGCAACUGGAACAUGAGGUGCUCUCUCAUUGACUCGCCCAAAUAUUUGUCUCAAUUCCUCGUGCAGUGAAUGUCUGAUUUUCUAUGAAUUUUUCGAGCAUUUCGCUUACCCGAUGUUUCAUCGCCGGUCAUUCGUGUGUCGUUCAG